Molecule: messenger RNA, 1011 nt
Organism: Armigeres subalbatus
Lineage: Eukaryota; Metazoa; Arthropoda; Insecta; Diptera; Culicidae
Product: AP2-associated protein kinase 1-like
Exons: 1
Coding region: 1-1011 (336 amino acids)
Biological process (GO): positive regulation of Notch signaling pathway; protein phosphorylation; regulation of clathrin-dependent endocytosis
Cellular component (GO): cytoplasm
Molecular function (GO): ATP binding; AP-2 adaptor complex binding; protein serine/threonine kinase activity
Source: RefSeq, a predicted model, not a curated record
AUGCCUCAGCAUAAAAAUCAACUAUCUGCCGUGGUUAAGGGUCGUGGUCAGGCAGGCUUUAGCGAGUACGAAGUAUUAAAAAUAUUUUGCGAUGUGUGCGAAUCAUUAGCAGAGUUGCAUUGCUGUCCAGCCCCAGUUAUCUAUCGGGACCUAAAAAUGGAAAAUGUGGUGCAAAACGAUAUGGGUCGCUUCAUUUUGGCAGAAUCGAAUGCAGCCACAACCCGUUUCCUUAACCCAGCCGCGCAUGGCAAGAAGGCUGUUGAAGAGGAAAUUCAAAAGAACACUACCCAAGGCUAUCGGGCACCGGAAAUGAUUGAUUUAAACUCAGGUCACAGCAUCACAACCAAGAGUGAUAUAUGGGCUUUGGGAUGUUUGCUGUAUCGACUCUGUUUUGGAUCGCUACCCUUCGGAGAAAGUUCCAAAGCCAUUGUAAACUGUCAGUAUAACAUUCCUGAAAAGUGCAAAUAUUCUUCAGAACUAUGUCAAUUAAUCCGUUUUAUGUUGGAGACAGACCCGGAAAAACGUCCUAGUAUCUAUCAAGUAUGUGAGGUAGCAUUUAAAAUUUCCGGGAAGGAUAACCCGCUUAGAAUCGCACUAGAGCGACAAAAAAUCAAUUCCGAUUACAAUAACGAACGAAAGCAUCACCAAACAGUACCAUCGACUGUUCCAAUUGUAUCGUCGAUUAGUGUUAGUACCAGUGUUGCACCGAGAUCUCGUCCCAAGGGUCAACAUUCUGGCACAGGAAGCGGUUUCAGUUUGGGUCCACCACCGCAAAGCUCAUCGCCAAAAAAUGUUGCGUCCCCGGUUCCGGAUGCAGACGGAAGACAGAGCUCGGAUAGGCAUAACGUUUCUAUCACUACUACAUUUGUAGCGAAUUUUAGUGGAAAUUUUCCAACAGCUACUUCUGCUAAACAAAUUGCUAAAAGCCCUGCGGGAUUGAGUAUGGAUCUGCAGCUUCAGACAGUCAUUGGAGACACUCAGCGCUGUGGCAACGAAGCUAGCUUCAGGUGA